AUGAUGUAUCUCCCUGUCAGAUCUAGACCCAAGAAGACCGAUAUUAUCCGGUCACGCAAUGGGUGCAAGAGUUGUAGGCAGAGGCGAACCAAAUGCGAUGAAAAUCAACCCACGUGUGGGACCUGUGCCAGGUUAGGCAAAACAUGCGAGCGCUUUUCUGAGGUUGUGCAAUUCCGUGUUGUGACUUCCUCAGAUCCUCGAACCCCAAAGAAGCUGAGAGGUAAAGACCGCCCUCAUGCACCUCUAGGGCUAAGUCACGCAGAACCUGGGAACGUCUGUUGUGGCAGUGUGGAUCUGAUAAGGUCGCUACAACAUACAGAGCGGGACGUUUUCUACCUUACUUACUGGGAAGAUCAGUGCCUGCCAAGUCUGCAUCCCAUACUCUGCACCUUUACUCAGUCAGCAGCGGCAAACGCAAUGUUGAAGAAUACAAUGCUAGCCCUGUCAGCAUGUAAUCUCAGCCGCCUCAGUCCAGAAGACAGAAUGCGCUCGGAGAGCUCUCACAUGGGGAAGUUCAGACCCAACUUAAUCCAUCAGACCAGAAGUCAGCUUUACUAUUCAGCUGCAAUAAGCAGACUGAUUAACACGCAUCAGCUUGAUGACCGGCGGGUAGCGAUAACUGUCUUAGCCGUUAUUGUUAUCCUUUCGUAUAUGGAGUCUUCAAUGGCUAACUUUACGGCCUUUUACUGUCAUAUGGAUGGGAUCUCUCGCUUUCUCACCAAUCUGAAUGAUUAUGUUCAUGACGAGACAGUUCGGGGUCUUCUCAUCACAUGGAUGCAAAGCCGGCUUUCGGUUUGGUGGACGCGAUCCUACUUUAGCUCGGUAAAGCUGCAGCGACUUCUGCCAUCGAUCCCUCUGCCACGAAUUCUUCAAGGACAGCCAAAGUCCUUGCAUGAGCGCCGUGUCGAGAUUAUCAGUAUAAUGUGUGACUCGCAUUAUUUGAGUACUGCCUGCAUACUUCGACACUGGGACUGUGAUCAAAGCAUCGAGACCGUAAUUUCUGAACCAUCAGAUGAACCCGGCACUGAUGCAGUGCAUCACCACCUGCUCCUCACCCAACAAGUCCAACGUCUAGAUCGCUGGAUCCAGCACCUCCCAUCCGCCGAACAGCCAUUGAUGGAUUUAACCUCAACAGGCGAUGUUACCACUCCACUGCGCUUCAUCUCCCACGACGCAGCCCUAAACUACGCUUAUUACCUCACCAGUUGUAUCCUGCAAUGCCAAAAUAAUUUCUGUACUCUUCCUUCAAUAUGCCCUACUAUCGCAAGAAUGGAAGGCCGAACAACAGACUCUUACAUUUGUCUACUCCUCCGCAUUGCUAAAGCCUCGCCCCCCGUCCAUCACCUGACCAAAAAUACAUACACAAUCGGCUUCACGAACCUUCUUCUCACCGCCCUCCUCCGCACCACGUCCGUUUCCCUUGCUAUCGAGAUCCAGAAUUUUGUACAGAGCUUGGCCGACACCCUACCAACAGAAGAAGGCGGGUUCCCAAUAUACCAAGCCCUAGAGGUAAUCAAGUUGAUCAAUGUGCGGAAAAUGGCAGGGAAGGAUGUGGUUGCUGUUUCGCAGCCGGUAGAUGAUCAUGGUGGGGAACCAAAAUAUCAGUCUUAUAACAGCCAGGCUAUUCGGGAUCUGUUCUUCCAUGGGAGGGAACGCACGGGAGGCGCUUUAUUCACGGAGCGAGUGGUUGUUUGCCGUCCAGGAAAAUCAAAUGGAGGAGAGUGGAGAUGGGGAAGAGGAAGAAAACGGCCUGUUAUCUAUGUAUCGAGGUCUGAUAAAUUCUGA
Messenger RNA from Aspergillus luchuensis, 1785 nucleotides. Its product is annotated as Zn(II)2Cys6 transcription factor. The transcript has 2 exons. NCBI's taxonomy places the organism in Eukaryota, Fungi, Ascomycota, Eurotiomycetes, Eurotiales, Aspergillaceae. The record is from RefSeq and is a predicted model, not a curated record. Bases 1 to 1785 code for a protein of 594 amino acids. Gene Ontology annotation, molecular function: DNA-binding transcription factor activity, RNA polymerase II-specific; zinc ion binding. Gene Ontology annotation, biological process: regulation of DNA-templated transcription.